AUGAUUGAAAAUUCCAUACUAAACGACUCUGCAACCAUGAAUACUCACAUGAAUAGCAUUUAGUUCAACGAAUAGGUAUUCACAUAUGAAAUUCUAAGAUUCAAAUUUAAAUCUUAUAAACUUUUAACAAAUAAAAUUUAGGAUCAUUUAGAUUUAUAGAUUCUUAAUUAGAAGUAGUGCGAAACAGUAAAAGAGUACACACAUGAUGAAAUCAAUACUGGAGAUAUUGUUUAAAUUCUUGCCGAUUCCUUCAAUAAUCCUUCUAAUGUGCAAACAGAUUUCAAAUUUUUAGAAUAUAUUAGAAAAUAACCUUAAAGAUCAAUGAAUUAUCAAUUUACUUAAGAAAAGUAGAAGUAUUAAUAAAACUUGAUGAAUAAAGAUGAAAUGAUGUUAAAGUUAAAAAAUACUAAUUAAAAUGAAUAAAAUUAGGAGCAAAUACAAUCAAAAACGAGCUCACAAUCUAUUUAAUCUGAAGAGGUUAUUGAGAGAGAUGAAAAAAAGCAAAAUAAAUUAAUGAAAUCUAUUAGUCUAUUAGUUAACGUUAAAAGUUUUUAUCGUUUAUUAACAAAAAAUACAAGAAUCCUAGGCAAGUUAAAUAAAGAACAGCAUUAUUUAAUUAAUGAUAUUUCCUCAGUUUUUUAAAAAAAUUAAUAAUCUAAAAUGUAGAAAUUUAAUAAAUGUCUUUCUAAAUUAAAAAAACCUAUUCAGCUAAUCAAUAACUAAAUCAAAAACAUUGCUGAUUGCAUUCCAAUGUUUUAACCUUAUAAUCUAUACAAGUUCCUUUGGGAUAUCCUCUAAGCUAUCUUAAUUUUAACAGUCAUGUUUCUGUUUAGCUUAGUAGUCUUCUUUUAAAUGGAUAUCCAAAAUUAUGUUCCAUUCUUUCAAAAUAUAUUUAUCAUUUUUGUUUUGGAUAUACUAUUUACAUUUAAUACUGGGCUUGUAGAAAAAGGUAAUGUCAUUUUUGAUAGGAAAAAAGUUGCUAUUACUUAUUUAAAAAAGUAUUUUAUCAUGGACCAAAUUGCUUUGUUACCUUUAUUUUUGUUUUAUUUAGACAUACAACUUGAAGGUUUGUACUCUUGGAUUGUCUACUUUUUAAUUUUGAUGAAAUUAUUUGUUCUUUCUGAUACAUUUACUAGGCUCACUUAUUAUUUAAGCUAUCAAAAAAACAUGGAAAAUAUUGUUGAUUUAGUAAAACUUGUUUUUAUUAUUGCAUGCGUUUGUCAUAUAUUUUGUCUAUUUUGGCAUGGGAUAGCCAUAUAUGAAAUUAAUUAAGGCUCUAAUACUACUUGGCUAUAAUAUAGAGGAAUAUAAGAUGCAGAUAUAUUUACAAGGUAUGUUUAAUCUUUCUACUAUCUUGCAGUUACUAUGAUUACAGUAGGAUAUGGUGACAUAACUCCUCAAACGACCUAUGAAAUACUAUUUACAACAAUAACAAUGUUUGUAACUGGGUUCUUCUAUGCAUUUAGUUUGAACAGAAUAGGUAAUAUUAUUGAAAAUAUAGAGGCAAAAGAUAAAUCCUAUAAAGAAAGUAUGCAAGUUAUUCAUAGGUUAAUGAGAGAAGAAAAUGUAUCUUAAACUUUAAGAGUUUAAGUUUCUAAUUAUCUUUAGUAUCUAUACAAAGAUUCUAAUGAAUUAGAAAAGUAGCAUGAGAUAGAAAUUACAAACAAACUUUCAAAAUAGUUGAAAUAUGAUCUCACUCAAAAUAUUCAAGGAAAAUAUUUAAAAGAUAUAGAAUUUAUAGAUAAAUUAGAAAGUAAGUCUAAAAUUGUUGAAAUAAUGGAAGAAUGUUUAUUUUCACCUGGAGAGUAUAUAUUUAAAUAAGGAGAUUUAGAUGAUUGCUCUUUAUAUUAUAUAGUUAAAGGAAGCGUUAAAAUUAUUUAUGAGUAUUAAAGUAGAGAUUAGACUGAAAGUUUGAUUAUUACUCAGCUUAAAAAAUAAUAAUACUUUGGGGAUAUGCAAUUUAUAUAAGGAAAUUCUCGAAUUCUAACUGCUUAGGCAAGUGAAUUUUGUAGAACUUAUAAAAUACCAAGAGAAUAGUUUUUUAAAUGUAUUAAGUAAUCUGAUUAAGACUUUGAAAAUUUUCAGAUGCUUAAAGAAGCAUACAUUUUUAAAGAAAAUUAAAAACUUUUUAACAUCAAGUGCUAUAUAUGCAAUAAAUCAGAUCACAUUUCUAUAAAAUGUCCCAAAACUCAUUUGACAUUAUCUAAAUAAACUCUAAUUUAAAAGGAAAACAAAUCUACUCCUCAUUUCUAAAGAGAAACAUUUUAGAGAAAAUAAAAUAAAUUGAAUUCUCUUUUUAAAAAUUUAGAGGUAUUAUAUGGGGUUUAUUAAUUUACAGAUAACGAAGAAAACUUUUAAGAUUUAGAGAUCUUAGAAAAUGAAAUGCAUUUGAGCUAAGAUGAAGCAUUCUUAGAAUAACAAUUAUUAGAAUUGUAGAAACAAGAUAAUUGUGAAUAACCAAAGUAAUAAUAAUAGAACUAUUAGUUUACUAAUUAGACUAUAAGUGAGGAAGAAUCAGAUUCAGUGACGAAUGAUAAAAAUUAAGAGUGGAAAUACUAUAAUUCAAUGAACUAAAAAAAUUAAAGCAGUAUUGAAAUUUAAAGUUAUUAAGCUAUAAUAAAUCAAUAGGAUACAAUAUUAGAUGAAAAUACUUAAAUUUAAUAGAAUCAUAAUAAUUCCCAUAGUCGCAGAGAUUAUGUUUUAAAUUAGCUAUCGAAAACUAAGUAAUUAAAUAUGAGCUUACAAAAAAUUUAAUCAAGUAAUUCUUUAAGAGAUUAAACAAAGUAGUAAGAUUACUCCUCGAAUGAAGAGAGAUAAUAGACUACUGAAAAAAAAUCUAAUUAAAGUAUAGUUUCUUCAAAACAUUUAAAUAUAUGA
This is a messenger RNA of Tetrahymena thermophila SB210, 2877 nucleotides long. Its product is annotated as cation channel family protein. NCBI's taxonomy places the organism in Eukaryota, Ciliophora, Oligohymenophorea, Hymenostomatida, Tetrahymenidae. Gene Ontology annotation, molecular function: nucleic acid binding; zinc ion binding. The record is from RefSeq and is a predicted model, not a curated record. The transcript has 3 exons.